Messenger RNA from Polychytrium aggregatum, 1616 nucleotides. RefSeq lists its product as uncharacterized. NCBI's taxonomy places the organism in Eukaryota, Fungi, Chytridiomycota, Chytridiomycetes, Polychytriales. Gene Ontology annotation, biological process: phosphatidylcholine biosynthetic process. The transcript has a single exon. The coding region runs from base 78 to 1412 and encodes 444 amino acids. The record is from RefSeq and is a predicted model, not a curated record.
CCUCUGCCUUCCCUGGCGCCGCAAACCCGAUCCGCCUCUCCUGCACCCGUCGCACUCUGCGCCGGCUCGUCCAGUCUAUGCCCGAAGCGACCAUGCCAAGCGACGACGGCAAGGCGUCCGACUCGCUCGACUCACUCGACUCGCUCUCCUCCGCCAGCAGCUCCAACUCCGACCACUUUGAUGACGACAGCGACGACGACGACUUUUACUAUGCCAACUACGACCGCCCCGGCCUGGACUAUGAAUCGGUUGUAUUUGACGCCCUCGUCGGCCGAGCCUCGACGCUGCUGCAGGUCUUUGAUCGCCGCACAUCCAAGAUACGGUCCAGGUUGAAGGAGAACAAGCAGAAACUCAAGCGCAAGCUGCGCGAACAAAAGGUCAUCCGGCUGCGGGACAAGAUAUCGUUUGUCGGCGGCAUAACCAACAUUUGGUUCACGACCAUGGUCCUCUGCCGGUUCCCCGAGUGGAUGCCGCUCUACUUCACAUCCAUCUCCAUCAUUCUGAUCACCCUGCGGUGGUUCAUGUACAAGUCGCGCAAGUGGCACUAUUUCAUUGCCGAUCUCUGCUAUCACGUCAACUUCCUGACGAUGCUCUAUCUGCACGUCUUUCCGAGCUCCAAAUUCAUCUUCAUCGCGGCCUUCUGUCUGGCGCACGGCCCGGUCAUCUGGGCCAACUAUGCCUGGAGAACCUCGCUGGUCCUGCACAGCCUGGACAAGGUUACCAGCGUCUGGAUCCAUCUUUCGCCGCAGCUCACCUUCUACGCCAUCCGUUGGUUCACCGAGAACCGCUCGCGCACCGGCAAGUCGCCUAUCCCGUACCCGCUCGUUGCGUACUUUGGCGGCGAGAAUCCUGCCGCGAUCGACGUGUCGUUCACCGAGUCCAUGGUCAUCGCCAUCAGCGUCUAUCUCCUCUGGCAGGUGCUCUACUUUUACUUCAUCAUGAUCCUGAAUGGCGACAAGGUCUACAGCGGCGACCGUGCCACCUCCUUUACCUGGCUUGUCGGCGAUAUUGUCAAGAAGAGCCCGCCCAACUCGCCCGUCAUGCGCCUGCUGCGGUUCUGCGGCCCCGACAACCACGUCUACGUGUUCAUGGCAGGACAGCUCGUCUUUGCAGUGGUGACCACGGCGCCGGCCUUUUUAUAUUACCGCUACUUUUGGCUGCACACUGCAGCGAUCAUCUGUAUUGUGAUGGUCACCGUCUUCAACGGCGCCGGCUACUACUUUGAAGUCUUCACCAGCCGAUAUACUGCGGAGCUGCAGCAGAUCAACCAAGAUGAGCAGGAAGAACCUCUUCUCGAGGCUGCAUUUGGCUGCACAUCGUCGCGAUCGAGCUCCAAGGCCCCAUGGAGGGAUCCCAAGGCCGAAGCCGGAACAAGUGCUUCGGCACAGGCCACUGAAGCAUCAAAGGAAUAAUGUGGCACUGCAGCUGGAGUAGGCUCGCAUUCCCGCCCAACUCGGCUGUCCCCAUAUCCAUAUCCCUUUCUUUCCUUAUUUCUCUCUUUGUUGGUAUAUAUUUUCUUCGAUCAGUAUGUGUAUCUUUCAGUUCCGUCAAGUAACAAAAACACCCAGAUUGCAGCACAAAAGACUAAAUGGCGCACCUGUUGUCAUAGCCGACGC